AAUUAAAGUUUUGGAGAAAAAAAAAAACAAAAUAAACGAAAAAGGAAAGAACUUCAUCUUCUCCCAGAGGGAAUCUAGGGUUCUAGAUUUAUCUCUUCGUUUCUCAGGGAUUUGUUAUUCUUCUUCUUCUUCUUCCCAUCGAUCUCGAGCUUCUGGUCUUCUAGAAAGUUUCAAUCUUUAUACAUUUCGAGUAACAGAAUCGAAAACGAGAGGAACCAAAGAAACCUAGCUUAAAUCGAGCUCGCAAGUCGGUGGGAAAAAACCCUAGAUUUCAUGGCGAAAACUCGACCUGGUGUCGCUUCUUCUGCGAAGGGAAAGCUUGGCAAGAAAGAUAUCGACUCGUAUACUAUCAGAGGCACCACCAAAGUUGUCAAAGUGGGCGAUUGUGUUUUAAUGCGUCCAUCUGAUGCUGGUAAGCCUCCAUAUGUGGCCUGUGUUGAGAAGAUUGAAGCAGAUGCAAGGAACAAUGUGAAGGUGCAUUGUCGAUGGUAUUACCGUCCUGAAGAAUCACUUGGGGGAAGGAGACAGUUCCAUGGAGCCAAAGAGCUCUUCUUGUCUGAUCACUACGAUGUUCAAAGUGCACACACCAUUGAAGGGAAAUGUAUCGUUCACACCUUUAAAAACUACACUAGGCUUGAAAAUGUUGGAGCGGAAGAUUAUUAUUGUAGAUUUGAGUAUAAAGCUGCUACUGGCGCAUUUACCCCUGAUCGUGUUGCUGUGUACUGCAAAUGUGAAAUGCCGUAUAACCCAGAUGAUCUGAUGGUGCAGUGUGAAGGGUGCAAGGACUGGUAUCACCCAGCAUGUGUAGGCAUGACGAUUGAAGAAGCCAAGAAGCUGGAACACUUUGUAUGUGUUGAAUGCAGCUCUGACGAAGAUGGACUCAAAAGAUCUCAGAACGGGUUUGCUUCGUCACCAACCAAUGAUCUUAAGGUGGAAGCCAAACGCCGGAAAAGAUGAUCGCGGGUAAGAGCCUCUUAUGAGUGGGUAGUAAGUUAACCUGAAGCUAUUUGGGUGCAGAUUUAAAUUCGUUAGGGUUUUGUCAUUUGAUGUUGUGAAAAAAGAGAGAAAGAAGAACCAGAGAAUAUGCAAAGAGCUGUAUAGCCGAAAAUUUCAUGGGAAUAACUUAAAUAAGUUUCAAGGCACCUGAAAGAUUGUUUUA
Molecule: messenger RNA, 1159 nt
Organism: Capsella rubella
Lineage: Eukaryota; Viridiplantae; Streptophyta; Magnoliopsida; Brassicales; Brassicaceae
Product: chromatin remodeling protein EBS
Exons: 5
Coding region: 274-957 (227 amino acids)
Molecular function (GO): chromatin binding
Source: RefSeq, a predicted model, not a curated record